AUGAACCUCGCACAGCCUUCGCGUCCGUCGCCCGCCGUCAUUCCGGCCUGCUCCUCGCCGCCGCCGGUCGCGUCGCCUUCGACAGCCAGCCUUAGAACAAGACUCCUCGCCGCCGCCGACCAAGCCAAGCGCAAGCUCCAGCAGCUCACCACCAUGUCGCCCUCGCUGUCGCACGAUGCCGCGCACCCCGCCAACCGCUCGCACGACGACCCCACCAUCAGGCACCCGGGCAACGUCUACAUCAACGUGCAGGGCGCCUUCAUAGUCGACGACGAGCCGCGCACUCCCGAGUCGCCCGAGAGCGACUACGAGCACGAGCACGGCUCCAAGGACAUCCGCCUGCCCAACCACACCGCAGUCGUCAGCCACAUCGCAGUCGACAUUGGCGGAUCGCUGGCCAAACUGGUCUAUUUCUCGCGCGAUCCCACGUCCAAGGAGCUCGGCGGCCGCCUGAACUUUUUGAAAUUCGAGACCGCACGCAUCGACGAGUGUAUCGACUUCCUGCGCAAGCUGAAGCUUAAAUACGAAAUCAUCAAUGGCUCGCGACCCUCGGAUCUCUGCGUCAUGGCCACUGGCGGAGGCGCCUUCAAAUAUUACGAUGAGAUCAAGGGUGCUCUGGAGGUGGAGGUGGUGAGAGAAGACGAGAUGGAGUGCCUUAUCAUAGGCCUCGAUUUCUUCAUCACCGAGAUUCCUCAUGAAGUCUUCACCUACAGCCAGGAGGAGCCGAUGCGCUUCAUCGCCGCCCGUCCCAACAUAUACCCCUACCUGCUGGUGAACAUCGGUUCCGGCGUUUCCAUGGUCAAGGUGUCCGGCCCCCGGCAAUACGAGCGUGUCGGAGGCACCUCGCUGGGAGGCGGAACGCUCUGGGGUCUUCUUUCCCUGCUCACCGGCGCAAGAACGUUCGAGGACAUGCUCAGCCUUGCGGAGCGUGGCGACAACACGGCGGUCGACAUGCUGGUCGGCGACAUCUACGGCUCCGGCUACGGCAAGAUCGGUCUCAAAAGCACCACCAUCGCUAGCAGCUUCGGCAAAGUCUACAAGAUGAAGCGCCAAGCCGAGCAGGAGGCGGAAGACACCGGCAACCUCAAGGAAGACUCCUCGCAAGAGCACGGGCGAUCAUUCAAGUCGGAAGACAUCAGCAAGAGCCUGCUGUAUGCCGUCAGCAAUAACAUCGGUCAAAUCGCCUACCUCCACGCCGAAAAGCAUAACCUGGAGCACAUCUACUUCGGCGGCUCCUUCAUCGGCGGCCACCCGCAAACUAUGCACACCCUCUCCUACGCCAUCAAGUUCUGGUCUAAGGGCGAGAAGCAGGCCUACUUCCUGCGCCACGAAGGCUACCUCGGCUCCGUCGGUGCCUUCCUUAAGCGGCAGCCUCGCAACUGGGGCCGGAGGAAUAGCGUCGACGGUAGACCGGCGACGGCGGCGUCAUCGUCAUCGGCGGAAGACCCGACGAAGCGUUGA
Molecule: messenger RNA, 1461 nt
Organism: Diplodia corticola
Lineage: Eukaryota; Fungi; Ascomycota; Dothideomycetes; Botryosphaeriales; Botryosphaeriaceae
Product: pantothenate kinase
Exons: 4
Coding region: 1-1461 (486 amino acids)
Biological process (GO): coenzyme A biosynthetic process
Cellular component (GO): cytosol; nucleus
Molecular function (GO): ATP binding; pantothenate kinase activity
Source: RefSeq, a predicted model, not a curated record